Camelina sativa (false flax) is the source of this 919-nucleotide messenger RNA. NCBI's taxonomy places the organism in Eukaryota, Viridiplantae, Streptophyta, Magnoliopsida, Brassicales, Brassicaceae. The record is from RefSeq and is a predicted model, not a curated record.
UGAACCGGAACCUAAACCAAAAACACACACAGCAAAUCGGAAAAUGAAUGUCAGAUUCAAACUUGCUUGAUUGACGAUUCGAAAUUGUUCAUCGAAAAGUUUCCAGAAGAUUCGAAAUCGAAGAAGAAGAUAUCGUAUUGGAAGGAGUGAGAAGAAGAAGAAGAUGUCUGUGCAAGAGUACUUAGACAAACACAUGCUCUCUCGGAAAAUCGAAGACGCCGUUAAUGCCGCCGUUAGGGCUAAAACCUCAGAUCCCGUUCUCUUCAUCGCUAAUCAUAUGAAGAAAGCUGUAUCAUCUGUGAUAACGAAGGUGAAGGCAAGGCAGAUCCUUGAUAGCAGAGGAAUCCCAACAGUUGAAGUUGAUCUCCACACUAACAAAGGCGUCUUUCGUGCUUCUGUUCCCAGUGGUGAUUCUUCUGGAACAUAUGAAGCUAUAGAACUACGUGAUGGGGACAAAGGAAUGUAUCUUGGAAACAGUGUGGCUAAAGCUGUUAAGAACAUUAAUGACAAGAUUUCAGAGGCAUUGAUUGGUAUGGACCCGAAACUUCAAGGUCAAAUCGACCAGGCCAUGAUUGAUUUAGACAAAACUGAAAAGAAGAAUGAACUAGGGGCUAAUGCUAUACUAGCUGUUUCAAUUGCUGCAUGCAAGGCUGGAGCUGCUGAGAAAGAAGUCCCUCUGUGCAAGCACCUUUCUGAUCUUAGUGGCAGAGCAAACAUGGUGUUACCUGUACCUGCCUUCACUGUUUUGAGUGGCGGGAAGCAUGCAUCGAAUACUUUUGCCAUUCAGGAAAUUAUGAUUCUCCCAAUUGGAGCAAGUAGAUUUGAGGAGGCCCUGCAAUGGGGAUCUGAGACGUAUCAUCAUUUGAAGUUUCCAGAAGAUUCGAAAUCGAAGAAGAAGAUAUCGUAUUGGAAGGAGUGA